This is a messenger RNA of Triticum urartu, 950 nucleotides long. RefSeq lists its product as uncharacterized. The record is from RefSeq and is a predicted model, not a curated record. NCBI's taxonomy places the organism in Eukaryota, Viridiplantae, Streptophyta, Magnoliopsida, Poales, Poaceae.
UCCUCCCCACGCGUUAAUGAACUCUCGCCUUAAAUCCCCUCACAACCGUCUUCCUCGCCAUCCCGGAACGAAAAGCACCAAAUCCAGCUAUAAAGUCCGCCCCUCCCCACCCCCAAUCCCACAACAGCAAACCAAACCCCCUAAGACCAAAAAAGGCCCCAGCAACUCCAGCGCGUGGAGUUGAAUCUGAGUUUACUUUGAGAGAUUUGAUUGAUUCAAUCAGUCGAGAUGGCGCAGGCGAUCGAGGCUCAGAGGGAAGGCGCGGAGGUGUAUCACGGCGCGGCGCUGUGCGCGGAGAAGGCGGUGGAGCUGCUGGCCGAGACCAACAUGCCGCUGGGCCUGCUGCCGCUGGCGGACAUCGAGGAGGUGGGCUACAACCGCGCCACCGGCUUCGUGUGGCUGCGCCAGAAGAAGGCGCUCACGCACACCUUCAAGCAGAUCGGGCGGCAGGUCUCGUACGGCACCGAGGUGACGGCCUUCGUCGAGGACCGCAAGAUGAAGCGCAUGACCGGGGUCAAGAGCAAGGAGCUCCUCAUCUGGAUCACCCUCUGCGACAUGUACAUCGACAAGGAUGACCCCUCCAAGAUCACCUUCAAGACGCCCACCGGGCUCGGCAGGACCUUCCCCGUCUCCGCCUUCGGGAAAGAGGACUGCAAGGAGGCCGCGGUGGCCAAGUAAGUGAGGACGGACGGCAUAUACUCCCUCUGUAAACUAAUAUAAAAGCAUUUAAAUCACUAAAGUAGUAACCUAAACACUUUUAUAUUAGUUUACGGAAGGAGUACUCUACAAAGUUGGAUGAAGAUUGAAGAGUGUUCAAGUUCAAUUUAUAAGUACCUCGGUCUGGGUUUAUUAGCCCUAUUGUAUUUUGGGUCAACAUUUGACCAUUGAUUUACUUACCAAAAAAUAAGUUAUACUGUUUAUCAUAAAAUAGUAUCAUUGAAAGCUUCUUU